Molecule: messenger RNA, 4778 nt
Organism: Varroa destructor (honeybee mite)
Lineage: Eukaryota; Metazoa; Arthropoda; Arachnida; Mesostigmata; Varroidae
Product: trypsin-1-like
Biological process (GO): proteolysis
Molecular function (GO): serine-type endopeptidase activity
Source: RefSeq, a predicted model, not a curated record
GUGACGUCCUCAUAGAUCGCUAUAGCCUACUGUUUUUGCUACCGUAAGUCUAUAUCUCCUCCUUAAAAAAUUGACUUUAUGUACGUAAAAAUAAGUAGAUCCGACAAUGUCGUCAGUAUAAGGCAUAUAGAAAUUGCUCUAAAUAGCAGACGUUUUAUUAUGCAGCACAGAUGUCAAUAACAGUUUCUCCAGUAUUGCCAUAAUAACGUUGUACUUUAUUGUUAAUAUUUUUGUAGUAGAUAUUGGAGUUUUUCCAUCAUUUCCAACUUUUAAAGAUGCUAUAUUGUGAAUAACGCAAAUGAGUAUCGGUACUGCCAAUUCAGUGAUGAACAGAGAGCUUUCGAAUUACUUUAUCAAAUCAAUGUCCGUUUUUCUUUACUGUUGACUAAGAGUUUGUGAUUUUCUAGCAAGCGAUAACUAUUGAAUUCUGUUUAAAAAAAAAAGCCUUCAUUUUUUAUAAAAAAUUGAUUUGUUAUGUAAUAUGUUUAAAUGGAAUUCUAACAAUCAAACCAUUACGAUCCUAGGUUAGACUCAAAUUUAAGCUCAGUUUAAUUAGACCUUAAGAGUUAUUUAUAUUAAAUCGACAUUCGCACCCCUUCAGCCAGAAGAAUGAUAAAAUUCGGCAAACAGGUUUUGGCUCGCUAAAAAUGAUGGCAAAGAAAUCAUCAAUUGCGGCCAUCUAUAAUUCUUGAAUGAUUGAUUUUUCUAUUUUUUGCUAUUCGUCGCAUUGUUUAAAGCGGAAAGAUGUAACACUGUUUCAAUUACCCAUAAUAGUAUAAAGGAAUGGUGCCGAUCAAUAAAUUUGCUAUCUCGUGCAUCAUGAAAUGCAUCGCACAUUUUAUGGCUUUAUCUUAAAAUUAAUUCUCAGAAUAUUUAAUGGAUCACCUAAAAAUAUAUCUUGUCUAAUACCGAUCCAAAUUUAAUCGUAAGCAAAAUAAAGAAACAAUGGUUUACUCGAUCACUCAAAUGGUUUUGCAUUUUCCGUAUAAAAAUUUUAUCGAAAAAAAUCUCUAACUGCAAAAGUGUUGGUGGAUUAUCCGUCGAUGACCUACUUAGUCUACCUAGUGUGUGGGUCGGCGCUGAUCAGCAAUUUAUAAACCCAAUACAAAAAGGCACAUAUUAAUCUCAUCACACAUGACCGACGGUUUCUACAUUAUUUUAAAGCACAACUGUCAUCGAUACAUAUCAGUCUUUGACAACCCGCAUUACGUUCUGAAGAGUACUUUUCCGCAGGCUUGUACGAAAAGGCCAUAAUGCUGCGGUUAGAGCCAGUAAUAAUUUUCUGAAAUCCCUAACCGUAACUGCGCUCUGCGUAAAUUUAAACUUACAUGCAAUGUUUCAAAUGGUUUCAUGUUAUAUGGAAACCGUAGACCGAACCGUGUACCCCAAAACUUAGCUACUGCUUAGCAGCCAAUUCAUUUUGUGUGAAAGCCAAUCGAACGCAAGGCAUACAUACCAUUUACUUCGAUUUCUCAACCACUUUAUAAAGACUUCCUCCGGUGUCGCCCAACAAGAGUCGUCCACUUAUCGGUCGAAAGCUUUGUAUUAGAAACAUUGUCUUUCUUAGCUACCUCAGUGCGUUUGCCAACGGAUAGCUCUACACUACAGUCGGCGGAAUAAGAUAAGCCUUCUAACUGUCAGACCAUUCAUGUUCUUAGGUAAGAUUCGUCUUCAGUGAAACCGGUUAAAACGUGAGUAUUGUGAAUUCAUUUCUUCACGGAAGCGCCAUUUCGAAUGGAUCAGUUCAAAGACCUGACUGAGCAUUUUUAGGGUUCCAAUUAAGGGUUAAUCUUCCAGUAAUUGCUGACAAGUGUAUUACCGAUAGGUUUCUUACAGCGUAGUUCUUCGCGCUGUUAAUAAACUUUAAAAAAUAGGAUUUUGCUGGUUUUCACAAAUUGGAUUUCAGAAACCGUGUGUAUUUUCCAAUAGCUUUUAGAAAACAACAAGGACGAGUGGUUUGUUACAUAGUUAGCCUUAAACUCUGUCAGGUAUUUUUAAUAAUUUUAAAACAGCUAUAUACAUGUUCUAAUUAAAAAUAAAUCGGAAUCGCCUCGAAGUGGUUACACAUAGGUUACAUAUGGUUCUAGCGAUAAGUUAACAAAAGAUAACACCUUGAUUUAAAUUUUUUCUCGGUCUUUGGAUAUGUGGUUUAGGUCAUGGUUCUAUUUGUUUCAAUGAUUGCUUCUAUUCUUCUCAAUUAGGUUUUCCUAAAUUCUUAGUCCUUUGAUGCAUUUGCUAUUCCAAUUUAUUUCCGUUUUAUUCAUGAAUCUUACAAACGCAUAACAAUAAUAAUACAAACAAUAAUACUCCUUAGAAAGCGUAUAAACUAAUAAUAAGUAUAAAAAUAUAAACUAUGCUUUGGGCUAUGGAGCGUAAGAUCGAACUAUAUUAUAGAUCUGAAAUUUUGCUCUCCUCAACAGGUGUCCGUUUGUCGAUUCAUCAAAUCAUGACUUCAUUGAAGUUACAACAUCUUUCGUCGCUGUUACUAUUAGUCCUAUUAGGUGUCUGUUCCCACCAUGCAGCAACAAACAGCUUGAUGCCAACGGUUCCAUGUGGAAAACCAUCUUACCGCGAAGCGCGUAUCAUCGGUGGCGCACCUGCGAAAGAAGGCCAGUUUCCGUGGCAGGUGAUUCUUGGCAGAUACCGCAGGGCCGUUUGUGGAGGAGCAGUAAUAUCACCGAACUUUGUCGUAACUGCCGCACACUGUUUACAGGAACGUGACUCAGCAGUAUACCGUCUCAUCACCGGGACCAUCCGGAAGGGCGACUUCGGAGUUUCUCCUUCGAGUCAGAUGCGCAAGGUGUUAAGGAUUAUGUAUCAUCCCGGAUGGCGCCUAGAUGCCCCGUUGUCACUUAGCAAUGAUUUGGCUUUAUUGAAAAUCGACCGACCCUUCUUCUUUGAUACCCAUACUUCACCUGUGUGCCUCCCUAUUAGGGAAAGAUACUGCUCGAAUAAUUCCAGCAACAACAGCACUAGUGAUCAGUGUUCCUGCAUUGUGUCCAACCGAAGCGCAAAUGAGAUUCAUAAUGAUAAUGAUAUUCGUAACGGAAAGACCAACUCCAACCAAGUUCCUAACGGACCUUCUACCAUUAAUAGAACACUUUCUAUUCUGGUAUCUGGUUUUGGUGCCACUCAUGAGAUAGGCACACCCUCUGACCGGCUCCUCUACACGGAGGUAAGCUUUUAUUGAGCAUAGAUCUAUCUCGUGGUUGAAUUUCGGGUUGACAAAAAUCAACCCGAAAUGCAACCCGGAAGUACAACUACAGCUAUAAUGCUUUUAAUGCUAAAUAUUGCCGGUUGUCAAACGAAACUGGUUUCAGCUAUUCCUGAUAAUUGAUGUUUCAAACGCAGUUUUAAAGCAUAGUUGUUCGCUUUACUAAGAGAUUUACUAUAACUUCAUUGAGACUGAAUAGCAUUUUUCUCAGUAAUGCAUAACCACAGUAAUUAUUUUUGCAUUACAACAAUUCGGUUACAAACAUUUUUUUGGAUAAACGCACGUGAUAUUUGAAACAUGGAAAGAUUAAUUACUUAUUACAUGAUUCCUACAAUGUUACUCACUACAGUUCGAACCCUAUCAUAAUUAUAUCGAUACAGCUUGGUGCUGUUCAACCUUUUCCUUUUAAAAGCCUCGAUUUGAUCUAUAUGUAAUUAUUAUUUUUGCAACUCUGCCGUGAUGCUUAGGUACCGCAGCUAAGUGACGCCGCCUGCUAUAGGGCCUAUCCAAGGUUGUUCGACGCGACGACAAUGUUUUGCGCCAUGGCUGAAGGUGGAGGACGGGACUCAUGUCAGGGUGAUUCUGGCGGUCCGGCGGUUAUAGAAUCAAGUUUUUGUAGACGUAAGUUGAAGUUAUAGUUAAUGGGAUAUAUAUAGUUUUUUUUUUACCCAGAUAACUUUGAAAUCGCACAUCACAUAGUAAGGUGAAAUCUGGUAAUAGUGAACGCGUUCAAAUUGUUCAAAUACCUCUUGUUCAGAGUCAAGGUAGAGCGCCUUGACGACAGGUAAACUUUUUGUAAAAACGCGCUAAUUUUAUUACGAUAAGAAUGCAAAUUCUGCCUAAGCCCGUAAAAAAUUUUGUGCUGUUUAUGUUCAAGAUACAUUACUCCAAGGAAACGAGCCAAAGAUAUCACUUGUUCUUGAAAUGUUGACAGUAGCUCUUUUCGCAGUGGUCAAAAAAAAAUUACAAAAAAAAGCUGAUGAAAUGAUUGCAAAAGCUGAGAAAGACCUAGACGUGAGUAGCCGUGAUAUCGCCACGGGUUACGCAAAAGAUUUUACUCGAUUGUAUUCCCACCCGUAGAACUACAAAGAAACGCAACGAAAUCAACCCGUUUUUAAAGAGUAUGAUAAAGCGAAUAAUAGACGAACAAGUCAUGAUCAAAAUAGGAAAAAAUAUUAUAAUCUAUAACGAAGCCCGAACUAACGCCGAAGGAAGUGAUUCUAUGUGUUUGGUGAAGUAGGAAAGCAGAAAAUGUAUCGUCUUCGACCAUAACCAUGACCAUGGUCAUACGCAUAUUUAGUUAUCCUUUAAAAAAAAUUGAGAGAUCUUGGAUGGGUAAACUUUACUGCUGGCACAACCAGACAGUCAGUCUGUUUCGGUCUGUGCAACAGUUCCCUGAAAAAAAAUUUAGUUCCAAUUGAGGGAUACAAAAAUCGAUUGUCAGAAUUUUUUCGGGGAUAAAUUACAGAGUUUCUACAGUAAUAAGACUAUGAUACUCUAAAAGGAACAUUGCUUAAAAGAAUAAAAACUAUUUACUAAAAUUGCACUUAAAUUUGCCAAUACU